CCGCCCCCCGAGAAGCGGAAGGGUUUCCCGUGCGUGUUUAGAUGCGGGAGAUGGAGGAAAAAGGAUCGGUUUUGUCCUUUUUGUCUCCAGAGGAAUCUUUAAUUUGAAACCCACCCCUCACCCGAGGCUUUUCUCUGCGUUUCUCUCCCCACUUGCGCCUUUGCCUUGCGCCCUCCUUUCCUUGCUUCGGUGCUUCCCCCAGGUUCCUAGAUCUCCUUCCCGCAUUGCCUGAUGGAGGGGCAACAUAUAAUGGCCCAGGUCCACAUCCAAGCUCCCUCGUCCAAUUCCGUAGCCGGGGAAGAAUCCAGGCGGUUGCCGAACCCCGUGCGAGUUGCAGCCAGGGAAAGCAUGGCCGGAGGACGUCUGUUGGACAGUCACAGCCUGGAUGGGAUAAGCCAGGUAUACGGGGCAUCCAAGAACCAAGAAGGCAGGAGGGCCACUAUAUCGAGCGCCUUGGAAUUGGAAGGAACCGUGAGCUACGAUGGAGACCUGACACAUUUUGUGGCCAACAACUUGCAAAUGAAGAUCAAGAUGAGCUCUCGGGGCAGCCUGGAUGAAACAGAGCCCACCUCCUCGUCGAUGUCAUCCCAGCACUCUGUCCGAGGCAAGACUGCAGACAUCCCUCCAGUGGAUCCCCAGGUCCUUCGGGAUCUGGAAAGGCUGACCACGGACGUGGCACAGAGAGUGGACCAGAUGUUGAGAGCCUUGAACAGCGCCAUCCAGAAUAUGACGGCUCUCAGCGUAGGCUACAUCCAGACCUACCGAGAUGCCGUGGACAGUUUGGGUGAAUCCGUAGACAUGAGCAUCAAAGGGAUGUACACUCUGAUGGCCAGGUGCGAGGAGUUAGACCGCUCCAUGCAGCCUGUCCACAUCCUCGCUAAGCAGAUCCGGGAGAUUAAGAGGACUCUGGAGAUCUUUGAGGCCGUCUGCAAAUAGGACCCUUUUUUUGGAAAGGGUUUUAUUUGUGGAGCAGUGGGGAAUAAACAAGAGUGAGCAUUGGACUUCCAGGGAUUUGGGCUUUGAAAGGGAAACUCAUGUUUUUCAUGAAACGUUUCGAGAAAUAAAUUAUGCCACUACUGUA
This is a messenger RNA of Ahaetulla prasina, 1081 nucleotides long. RefSeq names its product BLOC-1 related complex subunit 6 (gene BORCS6). Lineage: Eukaryota; Metazoa; Chordata; Lepidosauria; Squamata; Colubridae. Gene Ontology annotation, cellular component: BORC complex. Gene Ontology annotation, biological process: lysosome localization. The transcript has a single exon. Bases 232 to 936 code for a protein of 234 amino acids. The record is from RefSeq and is a predicted model, not a curated record.